GUGAAUAUAGUCGUCACAAAUGUCGUAAAAACCACUCUAUAUUUUCUGUAUUUCACAAAAAACCUUGUUGUUUUUGCUAAAAAUAGAACCAAAAAAACCUAUCAUAAAAACCUAUCCAUUAUUGCUACUCUCUCCAUUACAUACUUUCAUCUCCACUCAACUCUCUCCAACACCGAAACCAAAGUAGCUAGCAAUGAUGAUGAACGAGGUUGAAGGAAAGAAAGUACUGGCUCAGAAUACCAAGCCCUGUGCUUUCAUGGCAGCUGUUGAGCCUCGUCAAGUUGAGUACAUGAACGUAACCAAAAACACUGUCAACGGAUCCGGUCUUCACCACCGGAUCUAUGGUGAUACCUUUGUUACUGCUGCAUUUGGAACUGUUCACAGGAGGAAGAGGAUGGCUAGACAGAGAAGAUCUUCAUCUUCUUCUUCUUCUUCCAUCAUGAACAACAACCUCAGGACUCAUCCAUCCAACCCUCCACCUCCUCCUCCUACUGCUUCUUCCACUACCAUCUCGCAAGUGCCACUUCCUCCAAUUCCUCCUCUUUUUACCAAACCACCUUCCCAACAAGUUGAAAUUGAUCAUAAGAGGCUGAGUUUCCUUUUCCAAAAAGAGCUGAAGAACAGUGAUGUUAGCUCCCUAAGGAGAAUGGUCUUGCCAAAGAAAGCAGCUGAGGCUUUCCUUCCUCACCUUGACUCAAAGGAAGGAAUUCUGAUCAACAUGGAUGAUAUCGAUGGUGUUCAUGUAUGGUGCUUCAAGUACAGGUACUGGCCAAACAAUAACAGUAGGAUGUAUGUGCUUGAAAACACUGGAGACUUUGUGAACUCGCAUGGUUUACGCUUGGGAGAUACCAUUGUGGUUUACCAGGAUAAUCAGAGUCACAACUAUGUGAUUGAGGCGAAAAAGGCUCUUGGUCGUGAUGGAGAUAAGUUUAUGGAAGCAACUGUUACAAACAAUAGCAUCUUUCCUAAUGAUUUCGAGCUGAACACAAACUUCUUCGAUAUAACCUAUCCUGAAGUAACCUAUCCAUUUCCUGAAAUCAAUGACACCAUGAAUAAUCCCAUGAAUGAUAACGGGAUGUCGUUUAUAUAUGACACAACAAUCUCAAAUGACUCACCAUUUGAUUUUAUGAGCGGAUCGAUGACAAAUUACUCGAAGAUGGGAUCUUUCUCCAAGAUGGGAGCUCUUGAAACUUUUGGCUCAGUUGAGAAUCUGUCACUUGAUGAUUUCUACUGAGGUCAUUACUACAUAUGAAGGGCACUAACAUAGUACCAAGACUCUAAGGUGGUGUUGUUUAGUCUAUUUUGGUACUAUUAUUAAUAAAUAUGCAAGUGUGUGUUUUGGAUCUUUUGUUGUUUUCAUGAUAAUGUCAAUGAGAGGAUGUGUGUGUAGAAUAAAAGAGUAGUCAAGGACAUGGUUUGGUUUUCCUCUCUGUCGAACAAGAUUGAGACUACUCUAUUAUGUAAUAUUUAUAAUUGUUGCUUGAUAA
This is a messenger RNA of Vicia villosa (hairy vetch), 1487 nucleotides long. Its product is annotated as B3 domain-containing transcription factor FUS3-like. Gene Ontology annotation, molecular function: DNA binding; DNA-binding transcription factor activity. Bases 194 to 1234 code for a protein of 346 amino acids. Lineage: Eukaryota; Viridiplantae; Streptophyta; Magnoliopsida; Fabales; Fabaceae. The transcript is spliced from 6 exons. The record is from RefSeq and is a predicted model, not a curated record.